CCCCAUCACCCAUCCACCCACACCACCACAUACCACACCACACACCCAUCUACCUUCAUCCACACCCUCCACACACACCCUCCCACACCUCCGACUUCCGCCCCCCGCCUCACCUUCGUCCUCGUCCUACUUAAGCUUUUGAUACACCUCUCCGCGCGCUGAUCUUGGCGCCGAAGAUUCAUCGUAUUCACCUCACCACCACACCACCACUACCUCGAUCUCCGCUCUUUCACACUUACACUCACCUCAUCCUAAUCAGCGACGACAACUCUCCACUCUACACAUACAUCCCGCGAGAUAUCUACUGGCGCAUAAACACAUUGCCCAUAACACCCGCCUCGAGCGCAUCAUCAUCGACCACCCCAUCCGAACCCCAACAUCACAGCGUGUCAUUCAACCUCACGACAACCCACGACAACCCACCAACCACCCUCUCAACGAUACACCAACUGCCACCCGCAGAAACCACCACAAUGGCGCGCCUCUACCCAUCCAAUCUCGCCAUCUAAUCACCCCCUCGCCAAACCUUCACACCACCCUACCCACCCACGCGCGCGCGCGUGCCCACCGCCAUCAUGCUCGGCAAGCUCUUCUCGAACGCCGCCUCGAGCCUCACCCCCUCGCGCGGCUCCCCCUCCCCCUCCCGCCCAACCUCCUCCCUCGACUCCGUCCAAGAGGACAUCCACACACGCAACCUGAUCUUCCCCGACGCCGAAGCCCUCUACGCACACCAACACGAUCAAGUCUUCCCCAUGACCUCCUCCACCGUCAGCAUGCUCACCGCCGCCCCGGGGUCCUUCGACACGAACCCCGAGAUCGAGCUCGAGGCGCGAGAUGUCAGGGUAGUGGUCAUGCAGGAGGCGACAUCGACGUUUAAUUCCGCCGCGCUGAUGUACGACAGCCACCCUCACCUCGACGCGGCCGCCUGCCCCGUGCUGAAUACCAGCUUCGCGACGUCCGGGCGCGGCGGGCGCGGCGCGGGCGCGGGGGGGGCAAAUACGACCGCCACCGCGCGGCGCACGAGCAUCGGCGCCAAGCCCGUGGUGAUUACACAAGAAGCGCCCCGCUUUGGGGCCUUUGACCGGCGCCCGAGCGCGCAUUCACGGCAGGGGAGUUAUGUGGAGACGGAGGGACAGAGGACGAGUAGAGAGUAUAGGGAGGAGAUCGCGACGAUUGCGAAUUGUAUGUUUGGCGCCAGCGACGUCAUGGCGCAUAAGGGCACGGGGAGUAAAGUGCACAUCCUCCCCACCGAGCCGCGGGGCGCGCAGUACCCGUUUGAAGGCGGUCAUGGGUCGCUCGGCCGGUCGAGUAUGAGGAGUGGGAGUCGGCUGGCGCAGAGUUUUACGUCGGAGAGUUUGGGGAGGGGAGAGGGGAAUGCGGGGGGGGGGAGGAAGAGGGUCCUUGUUACGAGGAUCUUUCCAGUGCCGUUGUUGGGGGAUGGAGAGGAGGAGACGCCGGGGGGGUUUGAGGGGCAGGGGGGGUUUCCGUUUCCGAAGGCGGGGGAGGGGGGGGAGAGGGAGAAGGAGAGGAAACCGAAGCAGAAGAGGACGCCGAUGUAUGCGAUUGGGUUGGUUAUUCAGCUGCCUGCGACGCAGAAUUCACCGUCUACACCGAGAUCAGCGUAUCGUGGUGUCGGGUCAUAUGCAGAGAACGAGUCGGUCUCCUCGUCAUUCAACUCGCUGCGGCCGAGCUGGACGGUGCUAGGAUCAGGAUUCGGCGUCGAAUCCCUGGACUCAUCAUUCAUCAGCGACGUAGACGACCGCAUCGACAUGGUCACCCAACAUUGGGACAUCAUAAUCCGCACCCUCGACCACCUCCAAGCCGUCGCCUCCUCCGACAUCAUCGCCCUCCUCAAACAAGUCGACGUCGCCUCCCCCGACCCCACCGCAGGCCGCGCCCCGCACCACACCCGCACCGCCAGCAUCUCCGUCUCCGGCAAGCGCGUGGAAGAGAACAUCAACGUCAAGCCGCUGAAACCUAUCCGCACAAACGUCAAGACCGUGCAGUUAAUGCCUUAUGCCUUGGCGCACAACCAUAAGCUGCGCGCGGAGAUUGAGUUCGCGCGUCAUCGCAUUGUGGGGGGGAUUAAGAAUCUGCAGGUUAUUACGAGGCAGGGAAGAUGGGGGAUUUGGAGGGACGAGGCCCGCUGGGUUAGGAGGUGGGCGGGGGGAAAGGAACAGGGUUUCUUUUUUUAUAACCUCCUCACCGUCUUCCUGGGGACGCAUACAGAGUGGCUCGAAGCCAUCGGACCGACCUGGUACAGGAGACGGAAUUACAAACAACAGCGCGGCGGCGGACGGGAUGAGGACAUGCCUAUCAAAGCACGCACCAUCAUCGUCGCGGCUGAUAAGAUGGCAGCGCGAAGACUUAUAUUUCUGUUAUCGGCGUUUUUGCCGAAUAAUCAACAUCAUCAGGUCCCCUUUGUGCGCCAACAUCGCCCCGGGACUUCGGUGUCGGGGGGGGCGUUCUCGCAGUCCCCGCCGUCAUAUGUACCGCUUAAUCCGAGGGAAGAGUCGUUGAGGAGACGGGUUAAUAGACCGAAAAUCAAACCCUCCACCGCCAAUUCAGCACAACAAGCGCCUAUCGUCGUAGCGAACCAAACUACAGAACAACCACAUCACACACACCAACGACGACCCUCUGAUGCGCCAUCUUUACCACCUGGCGCCCUACCCGUCCCAGCAGCUUACAACCCAUCCCGCCAACCUGGCCUCGCUACAACAUCCACCGCUAACCCCAUCCCGGCCUUACCGCAUUUCUCAACCCGUCGCCCCGUGCGCGGCACCGGUCCCGCGCCUCGACCGGGGAGUAGCGGUAGUCUCGCAGCAGACGAUCUGAUUCGGAGUUUAAAGCGGGGGGAUACGGGGGAGGAGAGCUCGUCGCGGUGGAGUGGGGUGUUAGGCAGUUUAUGGGGAGGGAAGAGAAGAGGGAGUACUGAUGUCAGUGCCCCGCAGCCUAGCCAGGGAGCUGGGGGAGAGGAGAGGGGGAAGUUGGCGGAGAUGAUGCAUGCGCAGCGUCGCGAGGAGAGGAGGGGCGGGACGGACAGAGACGGGGGGGUGAGGGAGACGACGAGUACCACAUCCCCGCAACCCGUCGCACCGCCACCGCCCUCCUCGGCGGGGGCGACGCAACCCAUCCACCCUAGCGGCGCCUACGAAUCCCCCGUCAAAACCUCAAUCACAGAAGACGGCGUAAUCGACAUCGACGUCCCCCUCCCCUCUCUCUUCCCCUCCUUCCCUCCGCCGCACUCCGCCUUGUCCUCCCCCUGCUCUAGUGGGAUUUUCUCUUCGAGUGCGGGGAUGGGGGUAGGGGGGGAGUUGGAGGGAUUUGAGAAUUUCACUGGCGGGGGGGGAGGGGAUGAUGAGGGCGCGCUUAAUGUGGGGGGGUGGGUAGGGAGGUUUCAUCCUGAUUUCGUACUGCAGGCUCUUCCGGUUUCCACUGUGGAAGCUGCGCCGGCUGCUACUUCGAAUUCUAACCCGAAAUCACCGACGCAGCCGGCACCGCCGCAGCCGUCGCUGGAGGAUCAGAUUCGUGCGACUAUGGCGGCCGAACCUACGCCGCCGGUUCCGGUAUCAGCUACGCGCAAUGGGGAGGAGGAGAGGUGGAUUACUAUCUCCACUGCCCUUAUCGCUGAUACAGUGGCGUUCACGCUCAAACGCCUCAUCCUCCGCCGUCUCAUCCGGCUUCCCACCUCUCCACCAGCAUCAGCAGGUGAAUCAGCAGGGAACUCGUAUGACGGCCGCGCAAGCAUCUACGGAAACCCAUACCCCGGCGUCCUCGGGAGCACAAGCCCUGCAGAAGGUGGUGGGGGUGGUGAAGUAAUCAAAGAAGAGUGGGAGGUGGAGAUGUGCAUCUCCUUCGAUACUGCACUUAUCGAGGCGGUGGAGAGGGUCAUGGCUUCACCUGCUGGGAUGGCGGGUGCGCAGAUUGCAGCUGGGGGAGUGAUGGGGGUGCAGAAACAGAGAUCUGCUAGGGCUAGUAAGAAUCCCAGCGCUGGCAGCUCAGCAGGUAGUUCGAGGAGUGGGAGUCGAAUCCGCGUUGUUGUGCCUGCGCCUUUGCCGUCACCCGCACCUGUUCUGGUUAGCGGUGCUGGUCCUAAUUCCUCUUCCGCCCCCCCUGGUUCCUCCGGUGCUACUGGCAACGGAAACGGAGCAGUAGGGGAGAGGAGAGGGGAAACUGGGACAGCUGGGGAAGUGAAGGAAGAAGAAGUUCCACGCGCGGAGGUGAGGACGGUAUUGUUAUCGGCGCUGGAGGGGAUCGCGAAUGAAGUCGCGGAGGCGAGAUCUAGUGUGCCUGAGGGAGCGUUGGUGGGGGGGGAAGGGGAUAGUUUUUUGAGAGAGGGGGUGGGGAGGUGGUUGGAGGGGGUUGAUGAGGGGGUUCUUGGGUGAGGAUGGUAUACUGAGGGCGAUCAAUGGAGUUUGGAGGGGAUGGGAGAUGAGAGGGGGGCGUGAGAAUUUUUGGGAGCGGUUUUAGCGGAUUGAAUUUUUUUUAAGGGGUGGUGCGGGAGUGUGGAGUGUGGAGUGUGAGGGGGGGCAUAUUUGCUGACUUUUAUGGGGUUGAAGGGUUGAGAAGAUGCUUGCUUGGCUGGCUUGUGCUGGGGUUUUUAUUUGAUUUUAAGGCCG
This is a messenger RNA of Pseudogymnoascus verrucosus, 4622 nucleotides long. RefSeq lists its product as uncharacterized. Gene Ontology annotation, molecular function: protein-folding chaperone binding; ATPase inhibitor activity. The transcript has a single exon. The record is from RefSeq and is a predicted model, not a curated record. Gene Ontology annotation, cellular component: cytoplasm. NCBI's taxonomy places the organism in Eukaryota, Fungi, Ascomycota, Leotiomycetes, Thelebolales, Thelebolaceae. Bases 576 to 4388 code for a protein of 1270 amino acids.